CGCAUUGCAACAUUGAUAGUUGGCCAAGACGGUGUACUAAUGAAUUCCUGUGCAAAAUGGAUAUGAAAUUGGAACGCAAGUUAUGAAAAACAAAAUAAAUAAAAAAAAUAAAGUGUUAAUAAGACGAAAAAAAAAAAUCGUGUAAUUGGCCUGAGAAAGAAGUGAAGAAAGAAAAAGAGAAAUAAAAACAGACGUAGUUUUUUUUUCGUAUUGUAACUGCCUCUGCUUCAAAGGCAGCAGUUUGGAGUAUACGUGAGUGUGUGCGUGCGGGUUCUAUGAGUUUUUGUUAUUGUUAUUUCGUUUGUCUUCUUUUAUGAACGACAAAAACAACGACGAAGAACGCAGAGAAUAUAGCGAGCGAAGCCAGCGUUUUUUGUAAGGUGUCGUCUCUCCGGAAUUUGAAUUCCACUGAAGUUUGUUUUUUCUUUCUUUGGUUUGGCUAGCCAACCAACCAGCCAGGUGCAGUUAGCCAUCCGCACUUCCAUUUACAGAUAUUAACCACCACCCCACCCAUUUUGCAAAGACAGCAAAAUGGGUGCAAAGGAAUCAAAACAGACUUGCAUUAGUUAUGAGGAUGCAGUCAAAAGAGUCUCUGAAUCGGAGUUAAGGCGCCUGAAAGAAGCCUUCAAGAAAUCAGCUGGAGUUGGACGUUUUUAUCUUAGCCGCAAUGCCUUCCAACAGGAUGUCUUGUUCGAGGGUGUUCCGGCCAAUGUCACAGAUCUUUUGUACACAGCCUGUGGCGGUACGAAUAAGGGCAUAUCUUUCAAAGAUUUGUUAUGUGGUUUGGUUCUAAUAACAAAAGGUACCGAAGAUGAGAAAAUAAGAUUUCUGUGGAAUCUCUAUUGCAACGAUAGCGGUACCUAUAUCCUGAAAUCGGAUUUUACAAAAGCCCUCAACUUAUUGCCCUACGAGAAUGCAUCCUUGUUUGCCCAAACAGAUCGCAUUAAUUUUGAACAGUUUCAAGCGUGGUUACUGAAAAAUCGCACCUCAACGGUCCUAUCCAAAUGGCUGUUAUCCGAUAAUUGUAUUUCCCUAACAUCGGAACUGGAAACACCAACAUUCUAUCAAAGUUUAGCGGGUGUAACACAUUUGGAGGAGAAGGACAUUGUCGACUUGGAAAAGGAGUUUUGGCGUUUAAAAAACUCCUCACCAAAUGGCCAAUUAGAUCGGUUAUUUUUGGCACCUUUACUGAGUCCGCCAAUACCAAAACAUGCGCUACAAGGUCUCUUCAAUGCCUUCGAUGAGAAUCGUGAUGGUCACAUUGAUUUCAAGGAAUUAUGCUGUGGUGUCAGUGCAGCUUGUCGUGGACCAGGCGUGGAGAGAACUCGAUUUUGUUUCAAAAUAUUCGAUGUUGAUAGCGAUGGUGUGCUCAGUCAUUCCGAAACGCUGCAAAUGAUAAAUGUUCUGCUGUAUGUGGCCAAAGAGAAUCGUAAUGUUGAUAUGUACAAAGAUAUAACCAAACAAGAAGCUUUACGGGACAUUGUCAAUUUCACCAAUCAAAAGGGUGGCGGAACAGCUGGAGUCAAUGACAAUAAAAUGAUGGAUUCCAAACAGUUGGCCGAUAUGGCCAUAACCCUUACCGCUGAGGACUUUAUGAUGUGGAAUGUGGAAAGCAGUUUGAAAUUGUUACAACCCUUUUUGGACUUGAUAUUUGAGGUGUGUCACAUUGUGUUUGGCCUGUGGCCCCAAUGUCGCCAUAUGGAACAUGAUAUUGUUCGAGGUUGGCUGGAUCGUGAGGAGAAACGUAAAUACACAGUUGGACAAUUUUGGUAUUUAAUAUCACGGGACUGGUGGAUCCAAUGGCUGCAUUAUGUCAACAACACCACAGUGUCUUGUGAAUAUUGUAAAAACACCACGAACGGCACAUAUCAGAGGACAUCAUUUUCCGGCAUCGAUGAGGCGGUGGUAUGUGAUGAAACUUUUAAUACAAAUUCCCUGGAUUCGGUGGCAGUGUGUGGUGACUUGGGCGGCGCAGUUUCGGCAGAUAAUUGUAGUUUAGGCUCUUCCAGCAGUGGCAUCUCAUCAUUUCGUCAGAUGGGUGCCCGUCCCGGCCCCAUAGAUAAUACCAAUCUUGUUACCCCCAAUCCCUACAAGAAUGUUCGCACCCUUACCGGAGAAGGUGGCCAUUUGAAACGAGACACCCCCUUGGUACAAAAUCAUAAUUUCGAACUGGUUCCCAAAUCAUUGUGGAAGGCUUUGAAUCGAUGGUAUGGUGAUAAUUUACCACUGCCACGGCAGGUCAUACAGCCACCAAAUACGAAUCAAGUGGAGUUGGAGUUAUAUCCUUUAAAUUUAAGGAUAUUGUUACAUCAGAUUGUGCCACAACAACAGCAGCAACAAAUGGCCAACAAUUGGGGAGCCAUGACAAGUAGUUAUGGUGUCAUUGCUUCCGGUGGAGGAUUUGCGGCCAUUUCAUCGCCCAAUGUCCUGCAACAACCUAAACGUUAUUUGGCCUAUACAGCAGCUUUUAGUCGAUUGGCCACGGCAAAAGUGGCGGCCUUCCUCUGUGAACAGUUGCGUUUGCGUUCCGAUGAUAUACGCUUGUGGCACAUUCCCUCGGGUAAUGUGGACAACAGUGCCAUUUUAUUGGAAGAGGAUAGUAUGACGCUAAAAGAGCUAAUGAUAAAGGACAACGAUCAAAUUCUCUUGGAGAUACGCAACAAAGAUCAAACAUGGCCCGAGGAAUUGGGUUCACUGUGUCAGACACAAUCUGGAGGAUCUUCCAUAAAUGAUCGUCGUUUAACACGCACCUCCAUAAUGUCGCUGCAAUCCCCCGGUGCCACAGGUCUACACAAUUUGGGCAAUACCUGUUUUAUGAAUGCCUCACUACAGGUACUCUUCAAUACUCAACCCUUGGCUCAAUAUUUUCGUCAAAAUAUGCAUUUAUUUGAAUUGAAUACUACCAAUAAAUUGGGAACACGUGGAAAUUUGGCCACACGUUAUGGUGAAUUGUUAAAGGAGGUUUGGAGUGCCACAGCACGUUCGGUGGCACCACUAAAACUUAGAUUUGUUGUGACCAAGUACGCUCCUCGUUUUGCGGGUGGUGGUCAACAUGAUUCCCAAGAAUUGUUGGAAUGGCUGUUGGAUGCUUUGCAUGAAGAUUUAAAUCGGGUUAUGGAGAAACCAUAUAGCGAGCUGAAAGAUUCCAAUGGCAGGCCGGACAAAAUUGUUGCCGCCGAGGCAUGGUCUCAACAUCAUGCCCGCAAUCAAUCGAUAAUUAUUGAUCUAUUCUAUGGUCAGCUAAAAUCGAAAGUUAGCUGCAUGUGCUGUGGCCGGGAAUCGGUGCGUUUUGAUCCAUUCAGUUUGCUUAGUUUGCCGCUACCGGUGGAGAAUUAUAUUUACUUUGAGGUUUUGGUUAUACUCCUUGAUGGGUCCGUGCCCGUAAAAUACGGCCUGCGUCUCAACUCCGAAUGUAAAUAUUUCGAUUUGAAACGCAAACUGGCUUGUGUGUCAUAUUUAAAUCCCAAUUUCAUGUUAAUCUGUGAAAUAUGGAAUUCCCAAAUACGACACAUUUUUCCCGACGAGGAGAAAAUCAAACCGACAGCAGCCAAGGAGUUGUAUUGCUAUCAAUUGCCCGAAGAGUGUCAAGAUCGUUCCAGAUCCAGUUCAACUAUGGGUGUAAAUAUUGAAAAGGGCCUAAAGGAUAUACAAAGGAGUUCGGCAGCCAUGUUGACGGCAUAUGAUUCCUUUUCCUCACUAAAUGCAAUAAAUAAUUCCACCGGUAAUGGCGCGACCACCACCGCCACAAACACAAUUUCCAAUAACUCCAAUUUAAAUGGUGGUGAUAGAAUCCUAUAUGCCGAAACAUCAUUUGAGGAAAUGGUUGCUCCUCCUCAAUUGCCAACAUCACCGCCACCACCAACGGCCCAACCACAACCUAGUCAGUCGGCAGCAAUAAAUGUUAAGCCCACAACAAAAUCCUCGGCACUGCAACAACGCUAUCAGAACAAUAGUUUCGACAAUGUUCCCAUGACCGUUAUCGGUGGCGGCAGUUGUGGCCACGAUGACGGUGACGAAACCGAAGACGAUGACAUUCAUGUAUCAACGAAGCACACCUCCAAUGUAAGUCGUAGUCCCGAAAACACUUUCGUCAAUGGAGGCAGUUUGCAAAAAAAUAUUUCCACCUCCAAGCUGUUGCAUGGCACAACCACAGAACCAAACACUUGUUCCUCAUCCUCCAUUGCAACGGCUACACAUUCCGGUGAAAAUUCCAUGGAAAGUUCGACCUGUGAUCCGGCUGUUAUAAAUAAUUCCAAUAAUUCCGAAACACCCAGUUCGGCAGCGCCAGUGAUGUGUGAGGGUGGUUUGCGGCGUUUAAGUGAGUGCCCGUGUCGUUUGAAUAAUACCGCCGACGAGGCAAAUGCCCAACGUUUAAUGGAGUCGGAAAUAAAUCGUCAAAAUUUCCUGAAACAGGAGUUGAAUGAUUCCUUUGGUGGCGGCGGCAUGCCAUUGAAUGGCAUGGAUGGUGGUUUGUUUUCCCGAAUGCCAUCACAGCAUUAUAAAGUCGGCAAAUAUCUAAUGGCCUUGCAUCGUAAAAUCACACGACAGGAUAGCUAUUUUUUGUCACAUCAUAAAACGCGACCCAGUAUCUUUGGAGUGCCUUUGCUGAUACCCAAUCUGGAGGGUGGUACAAACAAGGAUUUGUACUGUGCCGUGUGGCUACAGGUUAGUCGACUGCUGACACCACUGCCCGCCUCGACGGAUCAAGCGAAUCAUGCAGCUGAUUGUGAUGACAGCUUGGGUUAUGAUUUCCCCUUUUCGCUGCGUGCCGUAAAAAGCGAUGGUCUAACAUGCGCCUUAUGUCCCUGGUCAAAUUUUUGCCGUGGCUGUGAAAUACCCUGCAACAAUGAAUAUGUAUUCCAAAGUUCAUUAUUUAAUAAUAGUUUUGAUACAAGUAACACUUCAACUCCAAAAAUGAUGCCAAAAUCUGCAAAUAAUUCCAUGGUUGUCGGUACUUUGGAUAAUCGCAAACCCUUAAAUUCCACAUCAUCAGAUCGUGAUUCAUUGCAAUCGCAGCAAUCGAUGAUUUUGAGUCGAAACUAUGAUAAUAAAUACAUAAUUGCCAUCGAUUGGGAUCCAACGGCCCUGCAUUUACGUUAUCAAUGUACACUGGAGAGGCUUUGGGUAGACCAUGAAUCUGUGGAGAUAUGUCGCAAAGAACAAAUCGAACCGGUCGAUCUGAAUCAUUGCCUGCGGGCCUUUACCUCGGAAGAAAAGCUCGAGGAAUGGUAUCACUGUAGCCAUUGCAAAGGCAAAAAACCAGCCACUAAAAAGUUACAAAUCUGGAAACUGCCACCAAUUUUGAUCAUCCACUUGAAGCGUUUCAACUGUGUCAACAACAAAUGGGUGAAAUCACAAAAGGUGGUUCAUUUUCCCUUGGAUGAUUUCGAUCCGACACCCUAUUUGGCGGCGGUGCCACAGGAGACAAUUCUAAGGCACAAGGAACUACUCGAAAUGAAUGAAAUUUCCAAAACCCUAAAUGGUAUUAAUGAAAACAAUGAAGCAAUAACAACAAGUGAUAUUACAAAACUACAACAACAACAAAAGGAAGUGAAUGAGGUGAAGGACGAAAAUAAUUUAAGUAAAGCAAAAAGCCAAAAUGAGACCACCACCAAGAGCCCUCCCACAGGUAUCCCAGCAAACAUUGCCGCGCUAAAUAAUGGCAACAAUGCUUCUGCUGCUGCAGCUGACACCAAUAACAAACCCCUUAAUGGUCUUACAAGAGAGGCUCAACUAGCGCUUAACGAAAAAGUCAAUAAUAUAUUAAAUCUACAACAACAGCAGCCAGCAGCAGCAGCUGUAGCUGUAGCUGCGACCCCAAAUAAAGAACAAAUUCUCGAUGCCUGUUGUAAUAUUAUCGAUAGCAAAUGUUGCCAGGUUAAUGGUGUGGCUGGUGUUGGUGCAACUAACGCAACGACGACUCUGGCUGAUGACUAUGACGAAGAGGAGGAGGAAUCUUCGGAUAAAAUGCUAGACAAUGCUGCCAUAUUGCGUAAGGCCGGCGAUGAUCGUACAAUGACGCGACGAAAACGUCUAAUUUCGACCAGCCUCACCAAAACGCCCAUUGUUGAUGGGGCCUUUGAAGAUUUCCACCAGCAUAAAUUGAAAAAAGGCGACGAUCCAUUCGAUCCGAAAUAUAAGCUGUAUGCGGUUGUGUCGCAUUCCGGCAUGCUGAACGGUGGCCAUUAUGUCUCCUAUGCCGCCAAUCCAAAUGGCUCCUGGUACUGCUACAAUGACAGUUCGUGCCGUGAAAUAUCCAAUCCACCCAAUAUUGAUCCUAGUUCAGCCUAUUUACUUUUCUACGAACGCAAAGGCCUAGACUAUGAACCGUAUUUGCCAAAUAUUGAGGGCAAGACACUGCCAAGUGGUGUCUUGGGCAACGAAGACAAUGACGAAACGGAAAAUGAUCUGAAGAAAAUGUGUACAAUAUCCUAAAGAAAACAACAGAGAAAGAAUGAGAAAAACAAAGAGAAUGAGAAAUAAUAUUGGGAACCACUAUACACACGCCGAGCGUUAAACAAUUAUUGUGAUUAUUAUAUAAUUUCUAGCUAUAUGUACUUUUAUUAUAAUAUUAUUAUUAUUAUUUUUUGUUUUCUAAAUAUAUAUGUGUAUAUUCUUAUAUUUCGUGAAUGAUGAAAUUGGAAAGGAAACACGAGGGCGUCUGUUUGCUGCUGUGUGUGCGUGCGUAGUGCGCGUGAUAUUUUUUUUAAAUAAUAAUUUAGACACAAUACAAUUCAUACAUAAUUUAUGUCUUAAAUUUAUAUUUUAAACUAAUGUUAUAAAAUAAAUUAUAAUAGUCGAAUUUUAGGUUCUUUAUUUUUUGUUUGUUUUCCCAAACACUUCUCUCCUCUCCUCUACCCCCAUUUGGCUUCUGUUCAUGUUUAUGUAUGUUUCCUUUUAAUAACUUUCCACAUGUAUUUUGAUGAUUAGGUGUUAUAUUUUUGUUUUUCUUUAUGUUAAAAAAAUUGUUUUUUUUUAUAUAUAUUCAAUAGUGCUACUGCAAUAUUAAAAAAAUAUAUAUUAUUGUUUUGUUAUUUUUCCCCCCCAUUUUGUUGUAAAUAUUUGUUUUAAGUCAAGUUCUGAUGAUAAGGAAGACGAAGAGUUGCAAUGCCUGAGAGAGAAAAUAAGAAAGAGAGAAAAAAUAAGAAAAAGCUUUGGAAAUUUAUUUUGCAAUAUAAAAUUAUACUAAUAUACUAAACAAAAUUAUUGAUAUUUAUUUGCAUAAAUGUUUCGUAAAACGGAAAACAAAUUCAACACCAUUUUUUUGAAUAGUAAUUAUAUAAAAUAUUAAAUAUAAAACAUAAUGCUUUAAUAUUAAAUAAAAAACAAAUGUCAAGCUUAUUUUGAAAAAAAGAAA
Musca domestica (house fly) is the source of this 7357-nucleotide messenger RNA. Its product is annotated as ubiquitin carboxyl-terminal hydrolase 32-like. NCBI's taxonomy places the organism in Eukaryota, Metazoa, Arthropoda, Insecta, Diptera, Muscidae. Gene Ontology annotation, cellular component: Golgi apparatus. Gene Ontology annotation, biological process: protein deubiquitination. Gene Ontology annotation, molecular function: cysteine-type deubiquitinase activity; calcium ion binding. The record is from RefSeq and is a predicted model, not a curated record.